Molecule: messenger RNA, 2324 nt
Organism: Lolium rigidum
Lineage: Eukaryota; Viridiplantae; Streptophyta; Magnoliopsida; Poales; Poaceae
Product: cytochrome P450 714C3-like
Exons: 6
Coding region: 666-2216 (516 amino acids)
Molecular function (GO): oxidoreductase activity, acting on paired donors, with incorporation or reduction of molecular oxygen; monooxygenase activity; heme binding
Source: RefSeq, a predicted model, not a curated record
CUGUAAUUAGAUCUCUGCUUCAAGAUUCAACCCAUGUGUCAGCAGCCUGGAGCCUCAAGAUGCCUCCAGUUCGCCUCCUGUUAGAAAUUUACCCAGUGCAUGGUGGUGAGGUCUCACUCAUGCUGCAUGCCUGGACCUUGGCAAGGAGACUCAAGUGUGGAGAUCAGACGCUGACCAGUUCCCGUUUACCAAUUCCGCUGCUGUGGCAUGCAAGCCAGUGCAACUCCAAAUAUGAAGCUCCUGCACGUGUGCCACCUGGCUAAGCUUGCCUUUUCGUCAUCGCUCAUCGCUGAGAUACUGGCACAUGCCACUUUCUCGGUUAUAUGCCGAGCAAGAACGUCUUGCUUUUGAUAAUGAAUAAAUUUGUUAUACAUGUAAAAUCUACUUGGCAGUUGCCUUGGAUGCUGUGAUAUCUCAAAGUACAUAUAUUAGUUGCCACAACUCUCUCCUGGACCUCGCAAACUGGUGCUGCAAGUGGCAUAGAUCAUCUAACAAUAAACUAAUUGAUACUGGGGACUGCAUCUGAGAUCAGCCUACCAUUAAACAAUCAUACACCAGAAUAGCAAGUCAGAGUCUACUCGGGAGUCUCAAACAAAUAUAAGGCUGGUUCUGGCAUUGCCUUGUAUCUGAAUGUUUGACAGGAACACUUCCCCAUCUCCAGUUCCAUGCUUCUUCUCAUGGAGAACUUACUUGCGCUGAUAUUUGUUCUUCUUGGCUUAGCUCUGUUUUACUUGGGUAACAUCCUAUGGCUAAGACCGGAGAAGAUAAGGAAGAGGUUGAGAAGGCAAGGAGUGAAGGGUCCCAGGCCUACUUUGCUUGAUGGCAACACCAGAGAGAUGAAGCGUAUCCGACAUGAGCUCAAGCCUAUGAAGAAGCAAGACAGCAACAACUACAUUUCCACCCUCUUCCCUCACCUCCUUAUCUGGAUGGAAACUUAUGGCUCUGUAUUCCUGUACUCAUCAGGAGGUCGGGAGAUAUUGCAUGUUUCUCAGCCAGAUAUGGUGAAGGACAUAGGCCACUGGACACCAUCAGAGCUUGGGAAGCCCAAUUAUCUGAGGAAAUCUCGCAAAGCUCUUCUUGGAAGAGGCAUAUUUACGGUGAAUGGCAAUGAAUGGGUCUAUCAGAGAAAUACCAUGGCGCCAGAGUUCUUCAUGGACAAGAUUAAAGGUAUGAUACAGCUGAUUGAGGAUUCAACUGCUCCGUUGUUAGAAGUAUGGGAGAACAUUCUUGAUAGUGCAGGAGGGAGCAAGGAGAUAGUUGUCGAUGAUUAUGUGCGGAACAUCUCAGCAGAUGUAAUCUCCAGGGCUUGCUUCGGCAGUAGCUUCUCAAAAGGUGAGGAGAUAUUCUGCAGGCUUAGGAAGCUUCAAACGGCAAUUUCUCAACAGGAUGCACUUGUAGGACUCUCUGCACUGUGGAAGCACCUGCCUACCAAGAGCAACCGAGAGAUACGGAAUCUGGUUGAGGAAGUUAGGCUACUGAUCCUGGAGCUAGCAAAGGCCACCACGAAUAACAAUGGAGCUGAGCAUUCGGGCACUUAUAACAGUCUUCUGCAUGCCAUCAUCAACGGUGCAAGUGGGCCUGGCCAUGGUGGCACCUCCGAGGACUUCAUCGUCAGCAACUGCAAGGCCAUCUACUUUGCAGGGCACGAGACCACGGCGGUUACCGCCGUUUGGUGCCUGAUGUUACUGGCCACACACCCGGAGUGGCAGGAGCGUGCCCGUGUCGAGGCACUGGAGGUUUGCCAUUCGAGGAGCACAUUGGAUGCCAAUGGCCUCCAACGACUCAAAACUCUGACGAUGGUGAUCCAAGAAACUCUCCGUCUGUACCCACCGGCAUCGCUGAUGUUGCGUGAAGCUCUGACGGACAUCAAGAUCGGCGAACUGGACGUGCCCUGUGGAACGAUCCUCCAGGUGACAAGAUUGAUGCUGCACCUUGACAAGGAGGCCUGGGGCUCGGACGCCGACGAGUUCCGCCCCAGCCGGUUCGCCAAUGGCGUGGCCGCAGCGUGCAAGCCGUCGCAUAUGUACGCGCCGUUCGGGCUCGGGCUGAGGACCUGCAUCGGGCAGAACCUGGCGAUGGCGGAGCUGAAGGUGGUCCUGGCACGCCUGCUGAGCAGGUUCGCCUUCUCGCCGUCGCCGAGGUACCGGCACGAGCCCGUGUUCCGGCUGACCAUUGAGCCUGGGUUCGGCAUGCCGCUGGUGGUGACAAGGCUGUGAUCUUCAUCGUUGAUUUGUAUUUGUAGGGCCUGAACAUUUUCGCCUAUCUUGUGUAAGCUUGUCGAAACAGCCGGUUCUUUCUAUGCAACAAGAGAGUACGUUUUUGAA